Messenger RNA from Linum tenue, 483 nucleotides. The record is from the annotation of a GenBank genome assembly. Lineage: Eukaryota; Viridiplantae; Streptophyta; Magnoliopsida; Malpighiales; Linaceae.
AUGUGUGUUAAUACGGAUGGUUCCGUUAUACAAUCUCAAUCAAGCACAUCUGCGGGAGGAGUUAUUCGGGAUGACAAUGGCAGGUUUGUUAAAGCCUUCGCGGUCAACUUAGGAGGAGGAUCUAUUACUCGGGCCGAACUGGCCGGGAUCGAACAUGGUGUGAAGCUUGCCUGGGCAGCGGGAGCAUCGAAGGUACUCAUCCAGACCGACUCCACUACUGCGAUUUCUUUAAUUGAAUCGGCCACUCAGGAGCACCCACACUAUCGCCACAUCGCGGAGAUUAGACGUUGGAUUAGUCGCGAUUGGCAAGUCAAGCUUGAACAUGUCUACCGCGAGACCAAUUAUACGGCGGACUAUCUUGCUUCCCUUGGACACUCUCUUCCCAUUGGUCUUCAUGUGUAUGAGCUGCCAUCGAGCACCAUGGCUUACUGGUUGUAUUUUGACAGUAUUGGGGUUCAAACCCCGCGUUAUAUCAAUCCUUAA